AUGGAAUCCAUACAAUAAAUAGGAGCAGAAGUAGAACUUUACAUUUCAGCUCAACAUCUAAAAAAUUUAGAUUUACUAUCAAAAUCUGAUCCAAUGUGUAGAAUCUUAAUUAGAACAGAUACAAAGUCGGCCUGGUCAAAGCUUGGAGAGACAGAAGUAAUUAAAGACAACUUAAAUCCUGUGUUCAAGACAAAUUUCAAGAUCUUCUAUCAGUUUGAGUCACAUCAAUACCUUAGAUUCGAAAUGUUAGAUGAAGAUUCCCCAGGGAAAUAUGAGUCACUUGGUGAGUGUGAAGCAUCUGUCGGAUAAAUCGCAGGAUCUUAGGGUUUCAAAUUAGAGAUUCCUCUGCUAAAAGGAGGCACAGAUACUAAAAGCGUAUUGAUUGCUUAAGUUAUUCCACUAAAAGUAUCAUCUUGGGACGUAAACUUGAGAUUAUCAGCAAUCAAUCUUCCUGGUCACACCACUUGCCUUUGUAUGAGUGAAAAGAGGCAUUAAUUGGAGAUUCAAAGAAUUGAAAAUAUUGGUGGAACUAACAGAUUCUUAACUUAAUAUGUUAGUGAAAUCACAAGAUCCGACACUACAACCACCGGAUUCAUUCCUAUAAGCAUAAAAGGGUAAAAGCUUUGCAAUUCAGAUAAGAAUAAACCACUUCUUUUCAAGUUUAAUAAUAACAUAGAUGGAACUUCUCAUGUAAUAGGUGAAACUGUUGCCUCUGUUCAAUAACUUUAAGAUGUUAAUUGCCAUGAUAUCAAAGAUAGACAUCACAGGGUUUUGGGCUAAUUGAUGAUAAAUCACAUAUAAGUUAAAGAGAAACCCACUUUCAUUUAGUAUCUUUAAUCAGGUUGGGGUAUCAACUUGUCUAUUGCAAUCGAUUAUACUGGCUCAAACGGUAACCCUUCAUGGCCAUCAUCUUUGCAUUAUCUUGGAGAUUAGAAUUAAUAUGAAAUGGCUAUUACUUAGGUAGGUAGUAUCUUGGAAUGUUAUGAUACUGAUAGAAUGUUCCCAGUUUUUGGGUUUGGAGGAAUCCCUAAAUUUAUGGGCUAAAACCUUGUAAAUCAUUGCUUCCCUCUAAAUGGAAUUUAUGAAAAUCCAUUUGUUUUUUCAACAGCAGGGAUUCUAUAGCUAUAUAGAUAAAACCUACCUGGAAUAGAGCUUAGUGGACCAACUUACUUUUCUCAUAUUCUCAAUUAGAUCACAGCAAUAGUAAAAUCUAGAGAAAAUGAAUAAAUUUAUAAUGUGCUCUUAAUCUUAACAGACGGAGAGAUCCAUGACAUGCAAUAGACUAAACAAAUUCUUGUAGAGGCUUCAAAGACUCCAUUAAGUGUCAUUAUUAUUGGAGUGGGCAAUGAAAAUUUUACCAUGAUGAGGGAACUAGAUGCUGAUGAGAGAAUUUUAUAGGAUAACUUUGGACAAAGAGCAGUCAGGGAUAUUGUUUAAUUCGUUAGAUUCAGAGACCAUGCUAAAAACUACCCAGGUCUUGCAAGUGAAGUGCUUAAGGAGCUACCAGAACAAUUCGUAAAUUACAUGCUUUACAAAAACAUAAUGCCAAACGGAUUCAUCCCUUCAGUUUGA
This is a messenger RNA of Stylonychia lemnae, 1572 nucleotides long. Lineage: Eukaryota; Ciliophora; Spirotrichea; Sporadotrichida; Oxytrichidae. The record is from the annotation of a GenBank genome assembly.